Rhinolophus ferrumequinum (greater horseshoe bat) is the source of this 717-nucleotide messenger RNA. RefSeq names its product cilia and flagella associated protein 418 (gene CFAP418). The record is from RefSeq and is a predicted model, not a curated record. Gene Ontology annotation, cellular component: cytosol. NCBI's taxonomy places the organism in Eukaryota, Metazoa, Chordata, Mammalia, Chiroptera, Rhinolophidae.
CGGGUUCUCGCGUUGCCCCUGGUAACUGGAGGGGAGGGGAACGUAACGACUCAAGAUGGCGAAGGGUUUGGACGAGCUCUUGGAUGAGGUCGAGUCCAAGCUUUGCAGACCAGACCCAUUCUGCCUAGGCAAGGUCGAGCGGUCCAGAGGCUGCAGCAGCGGCGGCGGCGGCAUCCUCAGCAACGACUGGAACCGAGCCGAGGCGAAAGAGAAUCUCAGAUCAACAGAAACGUAAAAAGAAGAUGAUCUUGACAGUCUUAUUAAUGAAAUAUUUGAAGAGCCCAACUUUGAUAAAAAACCCUUUAAAUUAAAAUCUAAAUCUUCAGGUAACACAUCUGUCAGAGCUUCCAUUCAAGACCUUGGUAAAAGUUGCAGCCCAGUAUACCUUGGUGGAAGCACUGUUCCGUGUGGGGUUGGAACAACUACUUCACAGAGAGCAUGUGCUCUGCGUUGUAUAUCGUGUGAUUUCUGGGUGGUAAGCUACAAUGACUAUAUGUGGGACAAAUCAUGCGAUUAUCUAUUUUUCAGGAACAACAUGCCAGAAUUCCACAAAUUAAAAAUUAAGUUGGUAAAGAAGAAAGGCACACGGGCAUAUGCCUGCCAGUGUAGCUGGAGAACUAUUGAAGAACUGACUGACCUUCAGACUGAUCAUCAACUGCAUUGGAUUUGUGGUAAACAUUAAGAAUGCAGACUUUUCACAUUUAGACAAUGCAUCCA